GGUAGUUGAUUGAAAUUUGACUUCGACUUUCUCCCACCACCAUCCGCUUGAACUGAACGCGACCACGCCACUCUACGACGCGAUGGAUCCUCUAAUACCGAUUCGAUGAGGCGAUGAUACACGAUAUUCGCUCAACCAUUCGACAAUGCACUGAGCGUGCACGGCUCACGCAUAUAUCAAGGCUAUCGGAAAUGUUCAUAACACAUACCCGACCCCCACCGCCUCCUGUUGAUGAGCUGGAGCAAACCGAGCAGGACUACAUCGCUGCGGCAAGGCAGUCGAUGAGCGACAAGCAGUUUCAACGCGCUGCUUACAUUGUACGGGACUGCAGGAGUGAUAAAGCCCGGUAUUAUAACUUGUAUUGUCAAUAUCUGAGCCACGAAAGACUAGCUUUGGACGAGUGGUACAGGCUCAGUGGUACAAAGGAGCAGCCUACGUCGCCUGUGAACAACGAGAUACCUGUAUUACUUGAAGACGUCGCGCACUCGACGGAGCCUUGGCUGAUGUUCAUAUCAAAUCCUUGGAUAUGGGCCGCCUGGUGUCUUUUGGGAGACUGUAUCGAUUCCGAAAAAGAGUAUAAUGAUGUCUUGGCCCGGAUACCACUGCCAGCGAAUCACCCCGUGGUCUACAUUCCAGAAUUCUUUCCGGCUAGCUUAUGGGUGAUGUCCAUGAAAAGUCGUGGAUAUGCUUGCCUAUCCAGCGUCUUGAACUCGUCAGAGUACAGGGAUGCGCAAGCGCAGUUCGAACGUAUCCUUUCCCUAGAACCCGACCGGCUCGAAGACAUCGAUUUCUUCUCUGAUAUUCUCUAUGUGAUGGACAACAAGGAGAAGCUUUCGUUUUACGCUCAAAAGUUUCAAGAGAAAGACAAGAAUCGGCCGGAGGUGUGCUGUUUCAUUGGCAACGCGUAUUCAAUCCGUACAGAGCAUGAGAAUGCAGUGAAAUAUUUCCGGCGCGCUACCUACCUGGAUCGAACUUAUUAUCAUGCGUGGACGUCAAUGGGCCACGAGUAUCUCGUGAUGGGUAAUACUCAUGCUGCCAUUGAAGCAUAUCGGCGGACGUUAGAUAUUACCAAGAAGGAUUAUCGUGCUUGGGCGGGGAUGGGACAAGCCUAUAGGGUCCUGGGCAUGUAUAACUAUUCUCUGUAUUACUAUGAGAGAGCUUCAGCAGUUGAGGAUCCUGCUACUGAAGACACGGAGAGAAUCCAAGAAGCCAUCUCUGCCUACAGCCGCGCACUCAAAAUCGGCAUCAACCAGUCCCUCCCGGGCAUAAACUGGAAACUCGGCUCAAUCUUUCGUUCCAUGGACGUCUGGCCUGCGGCAGAACAACAUUUCCGGGCCGUGGUUCAGAUCGGUGAGGGAGCCGAAGGUACGAUUGCUCUUGGAUCCCUGUUGGCCUUGUCGGAACGUAAUAUCCGUUUUGCUUUUGGAAAUUUGUCUGAGGCGAAGGAAUACCUGGAGCGAGUGGCGUCGAGCAAUACGGAGUUGGCGGGUAGGGCUGCUGUGAUGUUGAAAGCUGUGAAGACGAAAAUGGCAGUCCAGAAAGUGAAAAUAUAGGUUGUAACCUUGUAACCUCCUUCUCUUGGUAUGUACUUUUUCUUGUAGCGACCACGGUCAUAACAUGGCGUCAGGGUCAAUACAACGUUCGACUUUUACCUGCUUGCAAAGUAUCGGAAGGGUUAACGUGAUACGAC
Desarmillaria tabescens is the source of this 1690-nucleotide messenger RNA. Its product is annotated as cell division control protein 23. The record is from RefSeq and is a predicted model, not a curated record. The transcript has 14 exons. Gene Ontology annotation, biological process: positive regulation of mitotic metaphase/anaphase transition; protein ubiquitination; anaphase-promoting complex-dependent catabolic process. The coding region runs from base 114 to 1553 and encodes 479 amino acids. Gene Ontology annotation, molecular function: protein binding. Gene Ontology annotation, cellular component: anaphase-promoting complex. Lineage: Eukaryota; Fungi; Basidiomycota; Agaricomycetes; Agaricales; Physalacriaceae.